Molecule: messenger RNA, 8143 nt
Organism: Bursaphelenchus xylophilus (pine wood nematode)
Lineage: Eukaryota; Metazoa; Nematoda; Chromadorea; Rhabditida; Aphelenchoididae
Source: the annotation of a GenBank genome assembly
AUGCCAUUUAUGGACCAAAUGGUAAGCAGGUCUUCAUGACGUAACAUGACGAUUUAUUUGUCUAUUCUGUCAUAUUUUUUAUUUCUUACACAAAAAUAUUAAACCAACUUUAAAUUUGAGUGAUAGUCUUUGUAUUACACCUCGCAUUGACUUCCUAUUUACUUUCCGAAGUUUAUUUUCUACAUGAUUGUGCUUGCGUUGGCGUGCGCUCGGUCUAUAUCUCAUAACCAGUGAUUCAUUGGAUCGUUGAAUCAAAAGAAACUUGAACUUUGAGCUCAAAAGACGUCAUUAUAAAGAUAUUACAUAAAAAUAAUCUGCUACGUCACACUCUUGAGUCUUUUAAACUUUAAUACGUUUAGUAUAUCAUAACCUUCUCUCUCCUCGUGUUUUUGCCAGUUUCUUUCAAUUUCAUGAUAAUAUAAACUUCACAAUCGUUGACAAUAAAAGUCAACCCCGCCAAUCUAACAGAGCAUCCAGAAGGUCGCUAAGCCCUUCCUAAUCCUAUUAUAUUCCGUCCCCGGUCCAAUUCAUUCUCACCGUCCCUAGCCUUGAUUUCCCGAGGCUAUUCAUACAUUCCCCGUUGGAUCACACGUUGUUUACAGUACCUUAGAAGCCGUUAGAAGCAUUUCUCUUAUCAUCCACCACAUUGUUUGAUUGAGAUGUUUUUUGUCUUCAACUUUUUUAAAACUCAUAAAUCUUGGGGGGUUUUCCGCGAGUCCCCUCAGGUGUGUUUGCUUUACCUGAUCGCACUUUACUGCGCACCCGAGUCAAGUAUUGAUUUCACCCAUCUAUUUUAUGAUUAUUACAGGCAAUUAGUUUAGGUUCGAGAGACUAAUAAAUUUUGAGAGAAAGGGCAUCUGAUUGUUGCAUUAGCGGUGACUUGUUAGAUGUGAUAUGUACCAAGCGGCAUGAACGGGUAUACGGUAAGUAGAGACGUGGUUCGUAUGUCAUGAGAGUUGGCAAGUGAGAAAGUUUCAUAGUCGAUAUAAAAUAAUUUUUUUGAAUAUAUUUUAGAUCUUAUCUUAUUCAUACCUCUUUUAGCUAAUUUUGUUCUGUAAACAUUGACCUAUCCUUGCUACUCCUUAAAAGCAAACAACUCUUCCUCUUCUUAUUUCCAUUCAUCGAUAGCAGUUACAACCUCAAUCCCAGCGAAAACCAGCCACAUUUCAACCCGACUUUCGACCCAAUAUAUUCCAUUUUGAUUUCUUUUUUUUGCACCGUGCAAAGUUUUAAAGCGAUCGCUGGACACAAAGACUUUUUUAUUGUCCGAUUGAAUUUGCUUUAAGGGUGCAUUCAACCGUUAUAAAACCAAAUCUUUGCUUUUCCAAUCAAUUUCGGGACAAAUCGAUCACUUUUCCCAUUUCACAUUAGAAAUGUAUUAAUUGGCGUUGGCAUCGCUAAAUGUAAACAGGGUAUCCUUCUGAUGCCACGUCUUUCCGCCGUCUUUCGCUGUCUGCUGAUCGUCGGCUUUCCCAAACUCUUUUGUUUUAUCAUCCGCAACCUAAAUCGCCAUGGUUACGCCACAGGAUGAUUUAUAUGAAGGUCGUUUUGGUAGUAAACCCAUAAAUUAUGGUAUCUUCGACGAUCAUUUACAGACGCUGAUCAGAAGACGCUAAAACCUGCAAAAAAGACGACAAAAAGGGAGCCUCUUAAUGAGUAAUGUCCACAAACUCUCGGACAUUGCGGUUUAAAUGUCCAAAGACUCGCCGCCCGCUCUUCCACAUCAAAGAAGGGUUCAGAGCGCACAAGUCAUGGUCUCCCUCGCCCUUCAAUGACCCCUCCGUUCGGAGAUCUGGGGUAUCUCGCCGCAAAAUCCAUGAAAAAAGGGUUCAAAGCGCGACUUUUUCCCUUUCCCCUCUGUCGUCUCGCUUCCGGCGCACUCUCUUCCCUCGGGUCUUUUUCCCGAAGCUGAAGGCGAUUGUGGGGCGAAGACACGGCCGGCUCCCUUCGGGUCUCUUUUCCUCAGUACUUACUCGUGUUCUUCAAUUUGAGGGCCUUUCUUAUCACAAUUAAUGACUCAUUAUUCCCACGGAUUCUUCUUCAGAUCCAUAUUUGAUUGGAUUCUUGGGAGUGUCCGGCUAGACCGGGUCAUUUCUUCUUCCACCUGUUCCUCUUCCGUUUUCGGGGGGUUUGGAAAAAAUAUCGGGCCAUAAAUGUCAGAUAUAAUGCCUUUUCUUUUAUGACGACGACUUGUCUUAUACUAUAUACUUACUAACCAGCAAAACUCUGGUUCUGUUUUUAUUCCCAUAUGAAUAAGAUCAAAGUUUUCAGAGAGGUCUGAGAACUUGGUUUGCAAUGAAUAAUAUUCCUCGAAUUUGGUCUCCUCCUGAUCUUCAGACACUUUUGAUUGUUUUUAUAAAUUGUUUUCCUUUCAUACAUCUAGAAUACAGGUUUCUUGACUUUCUAAAUUGUUUGGUUUGCAAACGAAAAAAAGGGUUUUUAACAAUGUUUCAGUUUGAGGUAGGCCAGCUUAACGAUAUAAUCGUUAACACGUAACCCAAAGUAAAUAGUAGUACUUGUCUUCCAGAAUCUCUGCCAAUUAGAAUCUCUCCGUUCCUUUUUGUUCCCACCUGCUUUGCAGAAACUUUUUAAUUUCGACUUUUAUUCUCCGUAAAAGCCCUCAGGCCCUGGGAAUUUAUAGAAAAUCGACAAUUAUUGCGUCCACAUUUUUUGUUUCUUCCGCUCUUUUUUCCUAUUUAUGAAAAGCUCAAAACAAAGAAGAUACGUCACUCUGAUAAGUCCUUCCCAAACUUUUGACUUGGCCAUGUGUCUGGCCAAGCUGGAGAUUUGAUGAGGUCGGGGGAGGCGAAUAAUCGCCCUAUUAUUUAUAUGUUGGUAUAGGUGUUUCAGACAAGCUUUUUGAAGAUUUCGAAACUUCAAACCGUUGAAUCUACGUUUGUUGAGCAAUCCUGGUCUUCCACAGUAUUUGUUAUUUCAAAAUAACUAUGAUUCCAAAGUUUUUCCCUCAAAUAUCAUCUGAAUCUGCAUCGUCUACAUUCAUCGUUGCGUAAACAGUGACGAAUUUCUGGAUGAUUUCUUUUUUAUCUUCCUUUCCCAUAGGCAUCUUCGUCCUUCUUAUUAGAUUUCCUUCCUUAGUAUUACUUUUACGGCCUCCUAAACAGUAUUGUAAUCUUAAGGAACCGAAAAUCGAUAUCUCCUUCAUUUCGCGUACAGAAGAGCGCAAUAAAAAGUGUUUUCGGUCAUAGCCUUUCCCUCUGCUCUCCGUCUAAUGCGACGAUCUGCUGGAGAGAGUAAAAUUACGUGACGGACUGUUUGCGUUGCUUCUCGCCUCCGGACAAAUCGAUCAUCGCCUUGAAAACCCCUUGAACCAUGUGAUGAACCGAUAAAAGAUCCGGCGAAUCGAAUGUAAACAUUGGUCAGUAAUAAGACAAACAUGCUGUCCAUGUUGUCCUGUUUGUUUGUCGCCGACCGAACCGGUUCGGCUCGCCGGAUCUCUUUAAUGCCCUGAGGUCUUUCUCUUUGUGUUGUUGCCGCUCCAACGUUUUUCCAUAAGAAUUGUUUAAUCGCUGUUUCCAUCGCCUAAAUCUCUUCAUCUGUUUUGCAGAUCUCGCGCUCUCAAUUCGCCCUUAAUCCCACCGAGGACUUGUCAAACAAUUGGAAGUCGCCGUUGUCGCUGGUCACCUCAAAAUGUAAGCAAUUUGAAUAUGGAUGUGUUACAGUAGGCGGUGGGUAAAUGUGUCAAACAAGAUGACGAUAAAUCAAGAUGACAGAUGUCACGUGUGUUCGGAUCGCGAGUCGCAACCGGGUUUUCGUAGCGUUUUAUCGGUUUUUAAACAAGUUUUACUGCCAGUGCGAUCCACCGUAUGACCUAUGGCAUAUGUUUUUGAGAGUAUAGCUUUAGGCUUUAAAAGUUCCCAGCAUCGCGUAAGAUUCCUUCAAUUUACGACUACUCAUUACAAGGCUCGAGCACAGUGCGUGUAAUUACAAAAAAGAACGGCUCCAUUUCCAGCGAACAUAGUAAAACGACCUUGUUUUUUCCUUCUCUCUCUCUCCCUGCUGACCUAUUAUUAAAUAAAUCUGAAUCUACGCUGCGACGACGUUGACGGCGCUCCCAUCGUAAAAUAGGAGUCGCCGGCUCUGGACCGCCAAAAAAGCGUAAAUCAGGCUUGAAGACUUCGCUUAAUGGAACGAUCAAUUAGCGGGGAUAUUUCAUUUGACCUCGGCGUUCGUUACCGUAUAUCGGCCGUCCUUUCAAAUUAAUUAAAAUCCUAGCAGGGGAUGGGAACUUGGAACUGACUGAGGUCGUUUUUUCAGAUGCCUUUGGUUCACGUGUCAUGAGUUCAAACGAUUCGCUCAACAUGGAACAUAAUCAGCACAGUCAUGAUACUGUGAGUGCUUGUUUUGAAGCUAAAUACCCCUUUGAUAAUUAACUUCCUUAUCAAACUUAUUUCAGUCCGACCAGCGAGUCUAUGGGUCAGUCCUCGCGUCUCCGGCAGUCAGUCGAAGAGAUUUUGGUCCUCCCCAGCCAGCUUAUGCCAUGCCUAGCCAAGCACCUCAACCCGGCAAGAUGUUGGUAGACCCUCAAACCGGACAACAUUACUUUGUCCCCACUGCUCCUCAGCCUCAUGUUGCUUACUAUCCCGUCUUUUACAACGCCCCUCCUCAGAGUUCCCAGCCUGUUUACUACCCUCAUCAUCCUCCAGCUGGCUACAUGAUGAGUGCUCCACCAAUGCCCUCGCCUACAGUCCAAAACCAGCCUUAUUAUUUCCCGCCAACGUACAAUCAACAAGGCUCCAUGGGUAACUUCUCGCAGAGUUUUGGCCAUCCUCCGAGUUCCAGUCAAGGGUAUCGAGUUGAAGUUCCUCCAAGUUCGUCUGUCAGCAUUUGUGGAGAAAGAGUAAGUAAACAUUUCAUAUUCUUAUCUGUUGUUUAGGAAAGUCCCACGCAAUAUUUCCAAAGACAUCAUGAAUCUCGACUCUCCACAGAGUCCACAAACAGCAGCAACAGUCGACAUUAUGUUCAGAACUAUGUCGAUGGAGCCAAAACAGAUGAUUCUAUGUCUCCAGUACCUCAGAAAUCUCAGCACCAUAACAUCACCCCACCCACCGCUUCAUCCAAUCAUGCCAUGGAUAAUUCUGCUCGGUAUAGCACCACUUCUUCAUCAACCACAUCUGGGUUUGUCUCUCAAGCUGGAGAAGGACCGAGUGAACAUGCGAGGCCAAAUAAUCUGAGAACGGCCUUCCAGAAACCUCAACUUUAUGGAUCACCAUCUUGGUGGGGUGAGGAGUCGAGCCCUGAGGGCAAUAAACAAGAUGAACGGACUCCAACCAGAGCGUAGGUACAAUCAGAAUAUAUUGAUGUGGAUUUAGAUCCAAUUCGAGACAAAACUCUCGGUCCGAUGAGAAACUGCAGAGUCCCACAACUUCCACGCAUUCAGAAGUCAAGGCCUCACAGAAGACGGAGUCAGUGGCCGCACCGUGCUCCCAAGAGGCGGACCCCAAACCCGUGAUGAAGUCGAUCAGGAUGGACAUUGACCUGAGUCGUCCGUUUUCUCCCGAAGAGAAGGAGAAGAUCAAUGUUAAGGGUAAGUUGGAGACCUUGCCUUUAAUAAUAUAUGAUAUGACUGUACAAAAUUUGGCAUAUGACAAUCCUAAUUCUAUCCCAAUUCGUGCUAUUUCCAGCAGCUGCCGCAGUCCAAUCGACGGCCUUUACCGUCAAUUUUGAUGACUCAAACGAGAAACCAAAACGUCCCAAACCUCCAGUUUUAUCGUCGCAAGAACAACAGAAAAGGCAAUUCCGCCGCUCUAUACCGCCAUCCAAGCCAUCACUGCCAGCAGCCGCAGGCAAUGACACAAAACAUUAUCUGUUCUCAAAGAUGAUCCAAGGAUUUCCUAAGGGCGAGGAAUCGGCGACAACCGCGAUGAUGGCAUUGAGCAUCAAGAGUGAGACCGAUACCCUCAGUGAGGCUGGGACUUAUGUCAUUGGUAAGAGUAAUACCAAGUAUAUAACAUGAAUUCUUAGAAAACAAAGACACCAAGGCUAAUCGUCGUCAAAGAAAGUACUCCAGCUCCUCCUCCAGCUCCGCCGAUUCCACGGAAACCGACGGUUCGUCCAGUAGGCCCACGUAUUCUCAGCCCUCCUCUACUCGAAUGUAUACCCCGAGAACAGAGACAGCCACAUCAUCGACAGUGUCUUCGGGAAGAUCUUCCGAUCAUCAGAAACCAUCGCAACCGUUCCCCAUGAAACGGCAUUUGAUGAAAGAUUUGAGGGAUCUGAGGACUCAAAAUCAGCAAAGCCAGCAGCCCCCCUCCCCGAGGACUUCCCUGCCAGCACCGAAAGUCCGCUCAAUGGUGGAUCAGUCCAAGAAUUCGCGAUUGAAUCCCCCAUCUCCAGUCAAGGUUUGCCAACAACAACAGACAACAUCGCGCGCUGGGAUCUCCAAUAGCAGUGCUGGUUUUCGGUACGUUGAAGAGAGAUUAUGGAGCAGUAAUCAAUAUUAGAAGUAGGGCAGGAAAAGUUUUGCUUACUUUGAUCUAAUCGACUAAUUAGGUUAGGCCAUUAAUCCUGGCUUCAGAGUGCCUUUUACGACAUUUCUUGUAAACUUGUACUACUUUUUUCUAAUCACUGAUUUUCUUUUUCACAGAUCUGCGAGAUGUCACAGCGAAACGUGAGCGACUUACUUCUUUUACUGGGUUUGACAGUUGUGAUUGUAGUCGUAGUCGUAUCUUAGUUGUGAUAACAAUGUUUAUGUUUGAUAUAUAACACUUCACCACAUAUACACCGGGCACUCUUCCGUUGUAUUUUUUUAUAUUAGACAUGAUCAUCUGGUUGUUUUGUGGCGUAACUUUGGUUGUAAAUGUAUUGAGUUGUCCGUUAUGAGUGCAUAUUGUAAUUCAAUGUGUUUUAGCCGCAAUGAUGGUGGCCGUUUCUCCAUGAGAUCAGGAGUUCAGCAGCCAACUCUGGGUGGAAUGAGACCCGCUACUUCCCAAACCAUGCAUCAGAAACCUCCAUUUAAGGCUGGCGUGGCUCCUGUGAAGAAAGUGAGACCCCUUUCAGUCAUUUUACUCCUGUCUACAAUUUUUUACUCCUAUUUUUAACAGUUAAUAUCUCUAAUAUUACUUUAGACUUCCAAGGAUUCCCCUGAAAUGGUCGCCUGGCUUCGUCGCAAAGAAUAUGAUCCCCGAAAAUCAGCCGCUGAAGCCAAGAAGAUGCAACAAUUAAGACAGCGGUAAGAAAAGAGAUCCAUUACUAACAUCUUAACAGUUUGUUACACUUAUCCACUGGCGGUCAUGCCUCAAGAAGGGAUCAGUUAAGACGGGAAGAGUAAGAUAGAUGUAGUAAAAUGGCUAUUGUAUCGUGGUCUUAGUUUCUACUCUUGUUAGUUGUAAAAAUAAGUUGUAAGGACGAUGCAUGUCAUCGCGAGGACUGUAGUUUUGUGAGUUGAUUUGGGCCUUUGUCGGUUUCUUUGGCUGCGGUGAACUUGCUGUAGUUGUUUAUUUGAGGGUGAAAUGCCUAUUGUAAUGUUGUUUUCAGUAGCGACAACUUCUUUUCCAACCGUUCCUUGUCCUGUAAUCAGCCAACUGCCGGUGGAUUUCGUCGAUUGGUUCGGCCGUUCGGCGAUGAACGCUCAAAUAAAUCUCAUGAUGAUUUGAGUCAUGUUGGAGAGGAGCCUGAUGAUUUCAGUCUCUCCGGAUCUAAUGUAAGUCACCUGCUCUGCUCAUAAUUCGUCUUGUUUCAGUCCAACUUGGUCAGAACCGUUGAUGAAUUGACUCAGAAAUGCCAACGAAGUAUGCAAUUGUUGAAAUUAUGCAAUCCCAAGGCUCUGACUCCUUCGGUUGAACAUUUGCUUGACGAAAUGGUGGAAGAACAGGGAUCGGUUGAUGGAAUAAGCGCUGUUGAUCGACUGAAUCGCCUAAGUGAGGCGUUUGGAGCCAUUCAAAAAUGUCUGGAGCUCCAACAAAACGAGAAAUCUGGAAGCCAGAGUCCCGCUAGGGAUACCGUAUUCACAGAGGCCCUACGGUAAGCAGAUUUAAUCAUGCCUUUAUAAAGAAGAUUUCAGCAAUCAAAAAAAGUUUUUUUUAGUCAACGACUGGCCUCGCCAACUCAUAUGGAUCAGUCCAGUUCGAAUUCGGAAGCCCAAUCUCCCGAUUCCUUUAGACCAGUCGCAUUUUCAUCCAAUUAA